Saccharomycopsis crataegensis is the source of this 5016-nucleotide messenger RNA. It is a transcript of the gene THO2, whose product is annotated as Tho2p. Gene Ontology annotation, biological process: mRNA processing; mRNA export from nucleus. Gene Ontology annotation, molecular function: mRNA binding. Gene Ontology annotation, cellular component: THO complex part of transcription export complex. Lineage: Eukaryota; Fungi; Ascomycota; Saccharomycetes; Ascoideales; Saccharomycopsidaceae. The transcript has a single exon. The record is from RefSeq and is a predicted model, not a curated record. Bases 1 to 5016 code for a protein of 1671 amino acids.
AUGAGCAGUGGUUCAAAUAACGCUGAUGAUGAUGGUCCAUUGUGGGUAUGGUUCUCACCAGAAGAUAUCCCUAAGACCGGCGAUCCUGCGUAUGUCGACAAAUUAUAUAAGGAAAUUGUCGGCACCAACUCCAACCAUUUUGAGAAUGAAAAAUUGGGAGUCUUCUUCUACGAGUUUCUUUUCAUCUUUUCAUCAUUGGAGCUCUUUCCAUCUGAUACUAGCGCCACAAAGUUCAUCAAUGCUUUCCUCAAGAAAUCAGGGACUUAUGUCAACAAUGACCUUGGAAUUUGUUUUAUCCAGAUGUUGAACACCUUCCCUCCGGAAAAUUAUCAUAUCGCCAACCUUAUUAGCUAUUGUGAUGUGUUUCGCCAAACUUUGAAGAAAUAUUUGAGAUCGGAUCUCGCUAAGGCCUCUAGAAUUAUUGACGGAUACGCUAAGAAAAGCAUCACUUUUGCAAGAGGUCAAAGCAAAAUCAAAAACUAUAAUUUGUUAUACGAAUGUUCUGAAGGGUAUUCUAAACUAAUAGUCGAAGUGUUCGAGGCCAUCAACAGCCCCGAUGCAUUAUUGAUGACUCAAUAUGUGAAUGAGGUGAUUUUGAAACUUAUUGGGACUUAUAGUUUAGAUCCAAAUCGGGUAUUAGACGUGAUUCUUGAUAUUUUCACAGCCAACCUCCUGAAGAAUUAUAAAUUCUGUAUACAACUCCUCAGAAAAUCUCUAUGGUGGCCGAAGGUUGAAGCAUCCGCUGACUGUCAUAAUUUAGACAGCCUUCUGAUAGGUGGAUCAGCCAUUGGAGCACAACUUUUGGGUCUCAAAGUGUUGAAUCCGACAAUGACCAACAAACCAAAUUCUUCAGAAAUGGUAAAAUAUCUAGUGGUUAUGUUGAUAAAAGAAGGGUUUAUUUCCUUCGGAUCGUUCUUCCAUUAUUUGACUCCCGAUGAUCUGGAAUUUCCAAACUUGGAGGGUCAAUUCAAGGAGUAUAUGAAUGACAAAAUCUUCAAAGCUACAGCCUCAGCUUUGGCGUUAGCCGCCCCGUUGAAAUUAGAUGAUGAAGAAAACAAUAGCAAUAAUAAUAAUGAUAAUAAUUCUAAUAAUCCUGGAGGUAACACUGGAUCAACUUCUGGUGGUAGACCAGCCGCCGGAGAUGUUAAUGAUGAAAAAUAUCAACCUUUAGGGGGAAAAAUCAAUCUAAAAUACGAAUUUUUGAAACUCUUUUUGUUGUUUGGAUGUUAUGACGAGGCAAUCUUUUUGCUUACAAAAUAUCCGGUGCUUGCACAAAUGAGCGAUGAGAUUCCUCACCAUAUCCACAGAUUAUUUCAAGCUUGUGCCGAUGAUUUCUAUUACGAAAAUUACCAUCCAAUUAAAGAUCAGGCGGUGAAAAAUAGUUUGAUGUCAAAAAGUAUGAUUGGGUUUUUAAGGGAUAAUAAUUAUAUCGAUUAUGACCAUCAGAAAACAAAAUUAAUUGACACAUUUAAGUUACCUGCUGGUGAUAACAAACUGGUGUUUUUCUAUAGAAACUGGGAUAGGGCUUUACCAAAGAUCAAAUCUAUUGAUGAAUUAUUCAGUUUGGCUAAUGAGCUUUUAUCCUUCAGCGGGGCGAAGUUGGCGCUCGAUGGUGAAUUAAUUACUAAGCUUGUGCGGAUUGGAAUCAAAGAUAUCACUGAUAAUGGCAAAUCCAAAGAAUCUGGGGAGAUCACCGAAGAAGAAUACAAGACCAUUCAGGAUAAGUGGUUACAAUUUUUCAGAAAGUUUAUCUUUGUCGCUAUUCCGUUGAUGGGUACUAACUCCCCGUUAGUGGAAAUGACAUUCAGUUUGUUUGCGUUAUUCCCUACUCAUGCAAGAUACAACUUAUACGGGGAAUUGGAAAUGAAGUUGAAGAAAAGAAAUUUGUUUAUUAAUCUCGAGUAUGAUCAGGCCACGAAAAAAACCAAGGAUGGCUUGAAAAGAUUGAGUAAAACUAAUGCCAAUGCCAUUAUGAGAAAUUUGUCAAAAAUUUCCUUUUCUAACCCAUUGCCGUUUUUCCAGGUUAUCACUACCCAAGUUGAAAGUUAUGAUAAUUUGAUUGAUUUGAUUGUCCUAUCUGCGAGAUAUUAUAAUGCUUAUGCCUGGGAUGUUUUGAGUUACGUGUUACUCACUAGAUUGACAUCUCGGAGAAAUUUCGUGCAAAGCGAUGGGUUGAAUGACAGAUUGUGGUUGCAAAAUUUAUCCAGUUUCAUUGGGAAGUUAUGUGUUAAUUAUCCAUCGAAUUUCAACUUUGAAAUAAUUGUUGAAUUUAUCAGUAGAAGACUUUAUGAAUUUGAUAACAUCACCAUUAUUUUAUUUAAAGAAAUCAUCAAUAAUGUCAGUGGGAUCGCGAAUAUUUCCAACUUGACAAUGUCCCAAAUUGAUUUGUUGAGUAGUGGGGCGAAAAGUGUUGCCAGAACCGUUUAUAACGUGAUUUUCGAUAAGCGUGCCAGCACAUUAUGUUCCAAUGCAUCUUUGAAGUUUUUACAAAGUUUAAUUAGCACCGAUGCCAAAGACGCGGAAAUCUUCAAUUCCAAUGAACAAGAUAUUUCCAAAUUAUCCGAGCUCUUUAUUCUCUUGACCGAGUACUACAAGCAACAGGUGUAUUUGGAUAGAAGUGGUGAGAACCAUUCCAAAAUCUUAUCCCUUAGAAAUGAUGAGUUGAACGGCUUGAUCCAUACUUAUAUCACGAUGUUGAACCAUUUCUGUCCAUCUCAAGAAUUCUUGGCUAAUAAUUUGCUCAGUCUUGAAUCAUUAUUAUUUGAACAUAAAAUUGACAUUGAAUGGGCGUUUGAAUUAUGGCGUGGAAGCAUGGCUGCUCCCCCAGUCAAGAAGACCGUUGCCGGGAAAAGUGCUGCUAAUCCUUGGAGUAAAUUAUUGAAUCCUAUUUCUAAGGCCAUCAUGAAAGAUGAGCGAUUCCAAUACAUUGAUUGGAAAGGAUUGCUGGGAGAAUUAUUCGUGUCAUUUUGGCAAAUGUCAUUAUACGAUAUCAAUUAUUGUUCCAAGAAUUAUGAAAUCGGUGAUAAAUUGGUCCACCAAAUCAGCGGGUUAGAAAAAUCUAUCAAUAAUAGAGUUUCGUCGUUGAGCAAAGAUAUGGUGCAAAAGAAAAAAUUGGAAAAAAUUGAAUUAGAGAGCAUGUUGAAGAAUUUGGAGUCUGAUAAACUUGCCCAUAAAACCCAUGAUGCGAUGAUUCAAAAACGGAUUAAGGCUGAAAAGAAGACGUGGUUUAGCGGUAAGAAGGAUACUAAACUACAAGCCAAGGUGUUCAUUGAGAAUUGUCUAUUACCUCGUUUGAUCCACUCACCAUUUGAUGCGAUUUACUGUGCCAAGUUCUUGAUAUUGUUGUUGAAAGAAUCUUCCGAAGUGUUCCAAACCGUAUCUUUGGAGAUCUUGAAUGUGCUAUUUAGUGAUGUGAUCUGCUCCACGAUUUUCCUGUCGACUCCUCAGGAAGCGGAAAAUUUUGGAUUAUUUUUCAGUAAAGUGCUUGAAUAUUUGAACCUGUUGAGAAUUAAAAAAGUUUUCUUUAUGGAGAAAUUGGGGAUAGAAUUACCAAAGGAGGAAACUAAGAAGACUGAAGAUGAUGGAGAAAAACCGGGAAAUGAAGAAGAAAAGAAUGUUAUCAGUGAACCGCAAGACGAUGGAGAUGAUAAUAAUGAAGAUGUUGAAAUGAAGGAAGGUGAUGACAAUAACGAUGAUGAUGAUGAUGGUUAUAAUAAUAAAAAUGAAAACGAAGCUAAAUUUGAAAAUCAGGACGAAGAUGAGGUUGAUGAUGAAGCCGAAGAAGGGGACCUUGCAAUUUUCAAUGAAUAUACUCUUCAACUCUACGGAUGGCACUCCCAAACGGUUUCUGCAAUUAUCAGUUGCUUGCAAAAUCAUGACUACAUGUAUCGUCGUAACGCCAUUACUUUCCUCAAGAAUUUGGUUGGGUAUUUCCCGGUGGUGAUCGAUCAUUGUGAGGAAUUGUUAGAACAAAUCGAAACGAUUUUCGUGAAUGAUGAAAGAGAGGAUAUCAGAUUAGCCUCCAGCGCGAUUAUUGGGCUUUUGAAAUCCAAGCAAGCCGAAUGGGUGGCGGUGUACGAUUUUUACAAGAUGCCAUUGCUGGAAAAGAAAGCAUACAAUGCCACGAAACAGAAGGCUGCUGAGGAGCUCAAGAGUUUGCAAGAUGAACUUAAAAUUGAAAAGCAGAUCAAAAGAACCGAGGAGUCCAAAUUGAGAGAGAUUGAAGAAGAAGAGAAAAGAGAAGAAGAACGGUUGAGAAGAGAAGCAGAAGCGAAAGAAAAAGAAAAAGAGGAAGCGGAAGCAGAAGCCAAAAGAGCCGAAGAAGAGGAAAAGAAGAAGAAUGAAGAAAAUGAAAAAGAGCAACCAGAAGAGGAAACCACGGAAAACAAUGAUGAACCAACGGAUGUUGAUCGCAAAGAACCAUUGGCUAAACCAACUGGGGAAAAUUCUGUGAAAAGUACUGAGAAAUCCGUUAGUGGUGAUGGCAAAGAUAAUUCAAGUAUUCCAGGAAAUAAAGCCGCUAGUUCAAAUAAGCCUUCCAAUGAACGCCUGGGCCGGUUUGUGGACGUGAUGGCUACCAAUAAACCAGUGGCCGGUGCUACCACUACCGCCGCCGCGGGCUCUGCGGGAAAUUCCAAAACCGCUGGCAAACCUGACAACAACCAAACCACAUCGCGUACGAGCGCUUAUCGACUCGACACCAAGUCUACUAGUAAUAAGAGACCGCGUGAAGGUCAGAAUUUCGACGAACCAUCCAAGAAGAAGAAAAUAUCGUUCCCUACUGGUCCUGCCUCAAGUCUGCGAGACGGAUACCGUGGUAAUAAUGGUGGUGGUUCCGGGAGAUCUUCAUACUCUGGUGGUGGUGGCAGUGGUGGCAGUAGUUAUAGUGGUGGUGGAAACGAGGGUGGGUUCAGAAAUGGCGGGAGAAGAGAUAAUGGAAAAAAUGAUGGGAGACGAGACAAUAGAAGAGAAGGCGGUAAAAGAGGUGGUGGUAAUUAUUAUUCUGGCAAAAGAUGA